Messenger RNA from Eruca vesicaria subsp. sativa (arugula), 1347 nucleotides. NCBI's taxonomy places the organism in Eukaryota, Viridiplantae, Streptophyta, Magnoliopsida, Brassicales, Brassicaceae. The record is from the annotation of a GenBank genome assembly.
UCUUCUAUUACAGAAAGAUGGAACUGUCGACUCAGAUGAAUAUGUUCGAAGAGUUUCUUGUUCCGACAAAGCAAGAAACCACCGACAACAACUACAACACCAAUAAUCUGAGCUAUACUGGUGAAUUUGAUCAUCAUCAUCAUCACUUAUUUCCAAAUGGAUGGAAUAUUGAUUACCUCAGUUUCAACAAUGAAGAAGAAGACCAAAAUACCCUUCUAUACUCAUCUUCUUUAAUGGAACUAAUCUCUCAACCUCCUCCAUUGCUUCUUCACCAAACACCACCACAAGUACCACCACCACCCUCAUCUUCAUCUCCGCCGUUAAUCUCCUCCGCGGCCUCAACAGUCAAUGACCCUUUCCUGGAGGCAUUACAAGAGAUUAUAGACUCUUCUUCCUCUUCACCACCAGUGAUGCUUCCAACUUCACAAGAAGAUAGCUUCAUUAAUCACUCGUCGUAUCCAUCUCCAAUGAUGGAGUCUGAUCAGAGCAAAAGCUUCAGUGUUGGAUACUUUGGAGGAGGAGGAGAAGAGACAACAAACAAGAAUAAGAGCAAAAAGCUUGAAGGACAACCUUCAAAGAAUCUCAUGGCGGAGAGACGAAGAAGAAAACGGCUUAAUGACCGUCUCUCUAUGCUCCGAUCCAUUGUUCCAAAAAUCAGUAAGAUGGACAGGACAUCGAUAUUAGGAGAUGCCAUAGACUACAUGAAGGAGCUUUUAGACAAAAUCAACAAAUUACAAGACGAAGAACAAAAACUUGGAAUUAGAAACAGUUCACAUCAUUCUAAGCUCUUCGGUGAUAUCAAGGAUCUUAAUACAAACGAACCUCUGGUCAGAAACUCACCAAAGUUUGCAGUGGACCGGAGAGACGUAGAUACUCGGGUUGAGAUAUGUUGCUCGCCUAAACCGGGAUUGCUUCUAUCAACUGUUAAUACACUAGAGACUCUAGGCUUGGAGAUUGAACAAUGUGUUAUUAGCUGCUUUAGUGAUUUCUCUAUGCAUGCUUCUUGUUCCGAGGUAGCUCAGCAGAGAGAUUUCAUAACCUCUGAAGAUAUAAAGCAAGCAUUAUUCAGGAACGCUGGUUAUGGAGGAAAUUGCUUGUAAAGAGUUUUGAUGAUGAAAUUAAUAAAUCAUAAUAUUAUUUACUUAACGCUUUUCAAAAAAGUAGAAGUUUGAUGUUUAUUUCCAUUGUAAGCUUUAAUUUUCUAGGGGAAGACAUUAUGAGUUGUGAAAAAAGGAAAUAAAAAGAGAGAUGUUAGGCUUAGAGAAUAUAUGGAGGUUAUAGCCUUAAUUAAAAGUUCAAGAUCGAAUUAAGGUGUAAUGAUGUUUUAGUGAACUAAACUAUUGAUUA